Molecule: messenger RNA, 1407 nt
Organism: Laccaria bicolor S238N-H82
Lineage: Eukaryota; Fungi; Basidiomycota; Agaricomycetes; Agaricales; Hydnangiaceae
Product: putative proline-rich protein
Exons: 24
Coding region: 1-1407 (468 amino acids)
Source: RefSeq, a predicted model, not a curated record
AUGAAUUCCUCCGAGGAAGCACAACUUGUUUAUGGUACCCAGUGCGCAAUGUACGUCAAAGUGGCGGUUGCGGUGGUGGCUCUUUACGAUCACCGUAGGAUUCUUCGAAAACUUCAUAAAUCACUCGUUUGCUUACCGUUUGCGACGCCAGUUACCACACUCGAACUGGAACUAAACGCUGAUCUUACUAAUGCAUCCCAGUUCGAGCUUAUUUGGAAAAAAAGAUGGUCCAUCGUGAAAAUUCUUUUCAUCAUCAAUCGGUAUUUCGCGGAAGGACUUAUUCUGUAUGCAUGUGUCUACCCUCCAACUCCGCUGGACUUCAUCAUGGGGUUGAAAGCUGAAGCGUUUACGGUGUCUAGGCAACUUCCUUGUGAAGGUGGAAGCAUGGGGGAGCACAGUGUUAAUUUGGUCAAUGCAAGCAUCCUAUUUCCUCUCAUUGCUUUUAUUGUAGGAGGGGUGAAUGUAUUUGUAUGGUCCAGGCUCGCCGAGGGUUUGAUGUUCGCCAACUCCCGCUCCGCUGUCGCCGGAUCACGAUCUUUGCAGAUGACCUCGGGCACGAGGAUUGGCGGAUCCAGAAGUGCCCCUAGAUAUCAGUCAGGCGACCCGAGGUUUGAACCUUCGAAUACUUUGAUUCUGAAAUUUUGGAUCGUAUCUAAGACUACUGGUAACUUCACUCUGGUGGAGCUUGGUGGAGCUUGGUGGAGUGGUCGCUGGAGAGGAGGAUUCGGGACGUCGGCACAAUAUUCUUUUUUCCCACCCCUUGAUCUGCGGCACAACCCGAAAAUCUUCUCCCCAUUGAUGACCCUGUGUAUUUACGGAAAUCGAGGCCGUGAGCGUUUGUGGGCAUUCAAGGUGGUGCGAAACGUCCACGUUGAGAGUGGUCAUUAUCACUUUCCUUCUCCCUCUUACGUCCAUAUGGAUACAAUGCUUGGAUACAGCUUCGCCAGCUUUACGCAACAGGCGAAGUUCCAAACAUACGUCCAAGCUUUUCCGAAUCAGUCGCGAUCACGGCUGCGGUUCUUUAUGACCACAGUCGCUCUCAUCUGGAGGAAAAAAUGGUCCCUUGUGAAUAUCUUCUUCAUAAUUAGCCGUCAAGCUAAUCCCGGUUUCGUUGAAGUUUUGAUACUUCAAUUUUCUCCCAAGAAUGUGUCUCAGGAAUGUAUAACUGCGUCGAAGGUUCAAGGAUGGGGAUGCCAUAUUAUGAUUUGGUCGAUGCAAGCUCAUGGUGGAUCUAAUCCUGGCCCCCCUCCUUCAUUAGGUCCUUCCUCUUCACGCCCUCCAGGUCCUCCUCCCUCAGGCCUCCCUCCUCCCCCAGAUAUCCUUUCUUCUUCAGGUUUUCCUUCCCCAAGCCUCCUUUCCCCACGCGACCUGAAUUUGGGCAUUGGUGAUCUUUGUUCUAGUAAUUAA